Messenger RNA from Salvelinus fontinalis (brook trout), 1255 nucleotides. RefSeq lists its product as uncharacterized. Gene Ontology annotation, biological process: DNA integration. The transcript has a single exon. Gene Ontology annotation, molecular function: nucleic acid binding. The coding region runs from base 1 to 810 and encodes 269 amino acids. Lineage: Eukaryota; Metazoa; Chordata; Actinopteri; Salmoniformes; Salmonidae. The record is from RefSeq and is a predicted model, not a curated record.
AUGGAAGUGUUCCCUACUCAACUGACCACAGCUGAGAAGACCAUCAAUCUUCUCAGACACCUGUUCGCAUCCUUUGGACUAGUCAAGGAGCUCGUAUCGGACAAUGGCCCUCCUUUCACGUCAAACGAUUUUGAAAUGUUUCUCAAGAACAAUGGAGUAAGGCACAUCCUGUCACCACCUUACCAUCCGGCAUCAAACGGAUCAGCGGAGAGAGCCGUGCAAACCUUUAAGAAGGCCUGGACUAGACUCGAGGUCCAGUCUGUGCCCACCCACCAAAGGCUUCCCCGGUUCCUGUUUACUUACCGUAACACACCACACACAGUAACGGAAUGUACACCAGCUGAACUGUUUCUGAGACGCCAACCACGUACCCGCCUGACAUUGUUGAAACCAGACUUGUCAAGCACUGUGGCAAAGCACCAGCUACAGCAGAAGAAAGCUCAUGACAGACACUCAAAGACUGUCAGAGAAUUCAAAGAGGGAGAGAUGGUGAUGGUACGUGAUUUCAGACACCCCAAGAGCCUGUGGAACCCAGGUGUGAUCUUGCAACGCAAAGGGCCUUUGACUUACCAAGUCCAAAUUGGUCAUCGCCAGGUCAACGUUCAUGUGGAUCAUCUGCUACGGUCCAACGCCCCAGCAGAGACACGGCGAGAGAACAAUAAUGACUCCCAGGACUAUUCUCCUGACUGUGGACGUACGGGAGAGACAGAGCCUGACCUUCCACCCGAACCUGGCCCAUCACCGGAAGCCCAGGAGGAGCGGAGAUAUCCUAUUCGACAGCGAAAGGCACCUCAAAAGCUUGACCUGUGAGUUGAGCUGUUUAAGGUAACAGACAGUAAAACAAACAAACACUUUAAUAUGUCCUAGAUAAAAGGAAAGAAAAAGGACAUUACCUGGGUUAGUUAUUAGGACACAAACUCCAUCUUCGGGGCAGAAUAAUCCCCUGGAUUUGUGCUGGGCUCUGAAAAGUCUGCUUCAACCCAGUAGUUGAAAAAUGUUAAGAAUGCAUUGUUCAGAUAUUGCAUUAGUAGUUCCCUAACAUAUUUACCUUGUUCUCUGGGAGUUAAACACUAUGGGGGAGGAGUGUAGUAUCUGGGAUCUACAUCUGUUUAUAUUAGUUACUAUGCUGUUACUAAGCAGUGAUGUAUUACGACAGUGUACGUUACUACACCUAAUAGGAAAUGCACAUGCGCACUAGUGUGCCCGGGAAAACUGUAGAGCACGAGAGGUUUUGACUAAACGAAAACUGACUGUA